This is a messenger RNA of Trifolium pratense (red clover), 1953 nucleotides long. RefSeq lists its product as uncharacterized. The transcript has 7 exons. The record is from RefSeq and is a predicted model, not a curated record. Lineage: Eukaryota; Viridiplantae; Streptophyta; Magnoliopsida; Fabales; Fabaceae. Bases 372 to 1388 code for a protein of 338 amino acids.
CAUUUUAGCAUAAGCACCGGGUCCACCAUUAAUGACGAAGAUAACCACCCAAAUCAUUACUACUUGAUCCAACGACAAAAUCUCACCACUCUCAGACAAUAAGCGCACGUUAGCACACAACAACAACACCUUUCCAAUCCCAUGUUUCGAUUCACACGAGGAAGAAGAACCCAGCAACCUUAACCCACCACUCACAAAUCCGGAAGUUCUUGUCCCAUUUCCUGGAUCGAUCUAUUUUGAGGUCAAAAGCAACAUUUAAGGUUAAAAAAACAUUAAAGUUUCAAUCUUUUUGGUCUUAAAAAGUGAAAAAGAAAUAAGGGCAAUGGUGGAAUGAAGAUAAUAAAGGUGAAACCAAGAAUAAGAGAAAGGAUAUGGCAAGAAGUGAAUGGGGUAUUCAAGUUCAAUCAAGAGGAGGAGGAAAGUGGGUUUUUUCUUACAAGAAAAUCACUAUCAUAGUUUGUCUUUUCAACAUUGCCAUUGCUCUCUAUUGUCUUCGUUCUCUUUAUGCUUCUCUUUAUAUCUACUCUGGUAGUGUUGGAAGAAACAUUGUAGUGUAUAAACCAGAUCAGAUUCGGAAAAUGGAAGAGUCGGAUCGAAUUAGGAAGUUGUACAAACCGGUGGAGUUAAUGAAAUGGGUGAAGGAAUUAGAAGGGGAGUUUUCAAGGCAAAAUGUGGAGAUUGAGUUGCCUCAACACUUGAAACAGAAGAUAAUUGAUGAGGUCUUGCAGAAACUAGUGAGUUUGAAUAGCAGAAGCACUAAUCAAUCUCACUCGCAGGGCAUUGCUACGGAGCGAGAAGCGGUUGAAAAUUGGCGCAAGGAAAAAUUGGAAGAGGUUAAGUUGGUUUCAAUGGGUGGGAUUUCCAACUCUACCGUUUCUCUUGAAGAGGCAGGGAUGCUAGUAAAAGCUUUGGAAUCUGAUUGGGCUGUGCUUGCUGAAGAAAUUGGCCUAUGGAUACCUGUUGAAGUUGUGAAUGAAGAACAUAACGACAAACCUGAUGGGGUAGAUGAUUCAGAGGAGGAAGUUCUUCCUGGCAAGCCCCUUCCACAGGAGUGCAAACCAGAACUUCAUACAGAUUAUGGCGGUGAUGCGGUAAAAUGGGGUCUUACUCACCACAAAGAUAGUGCCGCUGAUUGCUGUCAAGCUUGCUUGGACCAUGCUAAACGUGCCAAAGAAGGUGAAAAGAAAUGCAAUAUUUGGGUUUAUUGCCCAUCAGAAUUUGGAUGUCAUUCACCAGAUGUCUAUCAGCACAAACAUCAGGAAUGCUGGCUGAAAUAUGCGGAGAAACCAAAACUAAAUUUUAAGGAUAGAUAUCCUGAGUGGUAUCGAAAUUCGCGUCCAUCUGCACCAGUGAUUGUUCCGUGGGCCUCCGGGGUUAUUAGUGCUUGAGAUAAAUAACCAGCACAUAAGGAAGUAUAGUACAACACAAUCGACCUGAGUCCGGAUUGUAGAUUAUUACAGGCACUCAAAGCUAGCUUUGGCAAAGCCUUUGUCAUGCUUUGUGGAUUAUACUAUUGUUGUUCAACAUGUUUUUGCCUUUUUAGUUUAAUGGAAUGAAAUGGGGAGUAAAGGGUUCCCCCAAUGGUCAUUAACUAAUUUUGGACAUGGUUCUGGUCAAAGUAUGGGGUUUUCGACAGACUCAUAGCCUCCAUGCUAAGGAUUUUGAUAUGAGAAUUGAUGCCUUAAACAUGUGUCUAUAUCAGAUAAUACCCCCACUACAUGUGUAACAUUAGAUUCUUGGACGGUGUAGUCGGAGUUUGAUCACAGAAACAGAUAUUUGCUUUUGUUAAAAGUGUUUCGGGACAUUGUUAUUUUCUUGUUUGUCUUCACCAAAAUAUGAGACAAACAUCCCCUUAACAGGUGAGUAAAUUGUUUUGUUGUGUGAGCUACGUGAUUCAUUGUAUCUUUGGAAUUUAAGUUCCUUCUCAUAAUAUAAUUCCUGUUCGAGAUGUUA